This is a messenger RNA of Strongylus vulgaris, 1217 nucleotides long. Lineage: Eukaryota; Metazoa; Nematoda; Chromadorea; Rhabditida; Strongylidae. The record is from the annotation of a GenBank genome assembly.
AUGAUUCGCACGAAUAAAAAGGCGAAAAGGCGACGUACUCAGUUCGAAUUCCCCGACUCGGAACCGCCACCACCGCCGUUGAAAUUCGCGCGAAGUUCCAUCAAGCAAGAAAUUCAGGAACCUAUCCACGAACACGUCCAUCGCUAUCAACCAUCAUCGCUACAGCCGUCGUCUUCACAUCAGACACGAAGCAAAACGCUGAUGACCCCUGCGCCAACACCGAGUUGUCUCGGUACUGCUGAGGGUUUUUCACAACUCCUUGCCAGUGAUUCGUCGAAAUCAGUGGGCGUGGCAGCUAUCGAAACGCUUCUCACUGCACUUGAAAAUAGCAGAGCACUUGCAGCUACCACUGUGAAUGAAUUAAACAAGGAGUUAACGGAAAUCGUAAAUGGAAUGGCAAAGACGGAUUACAGUUCCACUUCUAUACGAAGUGCAAGCGAUCUUUUCCGAAGGUUUAUCACUCUCGCUCCUGCUGAGUUGCUUGAUCAACGCGAUUUCACAAAGGUUCUUUCUUUUUAUCGACAACGAGGCAAAAUUUUCAUAGAACGAGUCGGUAAAUCGAGAGGGAUGAUUGCGAGACACGCCAGGCCAUUCUUCAGGAACAACAUGGAGUUAACGGAAAUCGUAAAUGGAAUGGCAAAGACGGAUUACAGCUCCACUUCUAUACGAAGUGCAAGCGAUCUUUUUCGAAGGUUUAUCACUUUGGCUCCUGCUGAAUUGCUUGAUCAACGCGAUUUCACAAAGGUUCUUUCCUUUUAUCGACAGCGAGGCAAAAUUUUCAUAGAACGAGUCGGUAAAUCGAGAGGAAUGAUUGCGAGGCAUGCUAGGCCAUUUUUUAGAAACAACAUGAAUAUAUUGACGCACUCGUACAGCAAAGUUGUUUUGGAAGCGCUAACUACAGUUCAUAGAACAGGGACAGUAGUGCAUGUUUGGAACAUAUUGACGCAUUCGUACAGCAAAGUCGUUUUGGAAGCGCUAACUACAGUUCAUAGAACAGGGACAGUAGUGCAUGUUUGGGUCACGGAGUCACAACCCGAUGCUUCUGGUCGAAUAAUGUGUGAUGCACUGCGAAAAGAAGGGAUAAAGGCAACACUGAUUUUGGACAGCGCUGUGGGCUAUCUUAUGGAACGCAUUGAUAUGGUUGUUGUGGGCGCCGAAGGCGUUAUGGAAACUGGUGGAAUUAUCAAUAAGGUCGGUUUCAUUUUUCGAAAGUAGAU